Haliotis rufescens (red abalone) is the source of this 3199-nucleotide messenger RNA. Its product is annotated as esterase LipI-like. The coding region runs from base 84 to 1307 and encodes 407 amino acids. The transcript is spliced from 6 exons. The record is from RefSeq and is a predicted model, not a curated record. Gene Ontology annotation, molecular function: carboxylic ester hydrolase activity. NCBI's taxonomy places the organism in Eukaryota, Metazoa, Mollusca, Gastropoda, Lepetellida, Haliotidae. Gene Ontology annotation, cellular component: membrane.
GGUUAUGAAAAAGAAUCCUGUUCUGCAGCCAAGAAUAAGAGGUACAUAUUCCUCGGGAGCGGCAGUUUCACGGAUGAACGGCCAUGGUGCGUGGGCGUGGCUCUACCUGGUUUCUGGUGGGCGUGGCCGGCUUGCUGAUGGGCCUGAGUUACAUCCUCUACACGCCUGUCCCGGACGGCGUCUCACAGCCGUGGAAACUUCAGAUAUUCAUGGCGUCAGUCAAACUAGCAGGAGUCGUGAGUGAGAUCGGGCACCUGCUGGGAUGUGGGAGCAGGAACAACAUGACACGAAUGAUCUUUGAGAAACUCGUGGGGACAGGAGUGGUUUCCAAAUCUGACCCGGAACUAUACGUGACUGACGAACUAUUUGAUGGGGUAGCAGUGCGAAUCUACUACCCUCGGGCAGCCAAGAAGCCCCUCCCAUGCCUCGUCUACUACCACGGUGGGGGCUUCGUCUGGAUGAGCGUCAACUCCUACGACGGCGUGGCGGCAGUGUAUGCUAAAGGAGCUAAAGUAGCAGUUGUCUCAGUGGAGUACCGCCUUGCCCCUGAAUAUCCAUACCCUAUACCGUUUGAAGACUGUAGAAGGGCCACCAUGUUUCUACUGAAGAACGCCGAUGACUUCGAUAUUGACCCCACAAGGAUAGCAAUCGGAGGGGAUAGUUCCGGCGGUAACAUAGCAGCUGCUUUGGCCAUCAAGUUCAGGGACGACCAGGUACUCCCGCGCAUCAGGCGACAGAUUCUCAUAUAUCCCAUGUUGCAGUUCUGCGACGCUCGACUUCCGGUUCACGUGGAACAGAGAGAAUUCAGUCCUUUCUACGCCCAACAGAUGGCGUUUAUAUUCGGCAUGUAUGUCAACUUGACCAUUGAUCAGUUGUCUCUAAUGGCAACUGGAAAUUUUUCAACUAAAUCUUUGAGAGAGAAAUGCAGGAGAUGCGUCGAUUACAAAUUAUUACCACAUAACCUGGUGCCCCAUGAUUACAAACGACGUGACGUCAUAGCACCGGCAGACAAUCCGUAUGCUCAGGACAUUGAAAAGCUUGUCUCGGACCCCAAAAUAGCUCCCCUUAUGACUGAGAAUUUGUCCGAGCUUCCGCCGGCUUUUAUCUUAACAGUGAAAGUCGAUGGUCUUCGUGACGAAGGAAUAAUUUAUGCAAAGAGACUGGAGCAAGCAGGUGUUCACGUGAAAUGGAUGCAUUUACCAGACACUUUUCAUGGAGUGCUGAGUUUCUACCGAGGAGUAUUUGGUUUUGAUGCUGCUCAACGAGGCCAACGGUACAUCAUAGAAUACUUAUCUGAAAAUAUUUAAUUUGUUUGAAGCGUAUUUAGCGCUAGUAAGUGGCACAAUCUCACUAAAAUCAGAUGUUUUGCUCCGAUACGAUACCCCUCUGCGUGAAGAUCUAAGGACACCUCCCGUGGAGGUUGCAAUUUGUAGGUGAACUUUCUACACAGCCAUACAACAUCGAGGCUUUUAGGUUCUCGUGGUUAUCGAAGAAUUCAUACAAGCAAAUCUGAUUUCUGUACCUCGAAAACGAAUAUAAUCGGGGAGUUCCGAAUGCAAAACAAGGCCGCGCUGUCACAUGCUUGUUGACUUUUACACCUUGUUUCUGAGCGCCAUGGCCACUAAACCAAAUGGGAUGUACUUGGGAGUGUAUAUUUGUGUUCUGUGGCGGUUUUCCAUUGCUGAGAUCUAUAUUACACAUCCGAGGCGGUAAGGUAAUGAAGUCGGAUAGUUUCAGAAAGCUGACAUCUGAUUGGCUGAGGAAAGUGUGCUUUGUGUUCACAUUUUGUGGAAGUGUCGUCAGAUAUUCACGCAAGGGGGUAUUUCACAUGAGCCUGGAGAGUGGCCAUUCUGGUGCUCAUGACACGUUGGUGGUUGGUUCUGAAUCAGGCGUCAACUCUUUGAGAAUUAGGAACGACUCACUCGUGGUCAGUGUUGUAUACAAUAAUUGAGUGUACGACUUAGCUCAUGGUUAAAAGCGUAUCAUGACCACUCGGAUUAAUAAUAGGUAAAGGGGUAGUCCUCCGCCAUCUGACGGCCGUCGACAGUCUAGGUCUAUACUUUGUGGUAGCUGCUGAGGGGGAAAGUGUAGUGAAGGUAAUCGUUAACUAGACAGAGUGAGUGAGUGAGUAUGGUUUUACGCCGCUUUUAGCAAUAUUCCAGCAAUAUCACGGCGGGGGACACCAGAAAUGGGCUUCACACAUUGUACCCAUGCCGGGAAUCGAACCCAGGUCUUCGGCGUGACGAGCGAACGCUUUAACCACUAGGCUACCCGACCGCCCCUUUUAACUAGACAGACGAGAACUAUAAAACUGUAGUUGGCGGAUAAACAAAGUUGUGUACGCACGACUUGAAUGAACUCGCUAUCUUUGCCAGCAAAUUGACCAAUGUCUCUUAUGAUCUUAGAACACUUUGAGUGAGUGAGUGAGAGAGUUUGGUUUUACGCCGCUUUUAGCAAUACUCCAGCAAUAUCACGGCGGGGGACACCAGAAAUGGGCUUCACACAAAAUGUAUAGAUGACCUUCAAAUGCACAUGCGACAGCAUGAAUUUGUUGUGAUAAGUAUGUAAUUGGCACUUUUCAAUAAUUAACCACGCGAAGAACUAGUAACUACUAGAAUAUGGGCACUGUAUUGUUCAUGUAAUACGUGAAACAGAUGUUUCAAGAAACACGACCAACCUGUACACAGAUAUAAUACGUUUCCCUUCUGCCCGAGUUUCCAAAUAAUAUUGACACGGCAUUCGACAAAAAUAUUAUUUUCUUGCUUUGGAUUGUUUAAAAAUAUAAUUAUCAUUAUUAUAUGUAAGACAAUGUUCCCGAAGAAUAGAGAUAUAGGAAUGGAUGCUCAACCUGUGUAUAUACUGUUCUGAAAACCAUCGGAUCCCAUUCAACAGUCAUAGCCUAUGUUAGUUUUCUCUCAAACCUGGACAUAUGCUCGGUACGAAAGCUGGCAUAAAACUGGACUUUGGGACAUACCAUUUGAUAUUCGGGGAGUGGGGCGGGUGGGUUUGUGUUUUCCUUGGAGUUUUUUUUGGAGACUAGAUAUUUUAACAGCUACAGCUGCAAAACCAGAUAUGUGUUUAAUUAGAGCUAUAUAUAUAUAUAUUUUUUAAAAACACACUUUGCAACAAUACAUUUUUGUGGGAAACAACUUUACUUAUGAUCAUCAAUCUGAAUAAUAAUUAAAAAAAUUAAUGAAUU